CUUCCCCCUGGCAACAUGCGUUAUCCGUAGGAUCAGGUGACGGGGUCCAGCAGACGGUAGUCCAACAACCGAGUGUCUUAAAUUAUUGUCCGUGUUUUUUGUGAUGGUGUUAUAAAAGAGAUUGACAGGAUGAUGCCCAUCGGGAAUCUCAAUGAAAGGAGUUAUAUUCUGGAAGACGGGAAAAGGAACUUUUCUGAGGAGAGGGGAAGCAGUUUUGACUCUAACGAAAAUGCGUUUGACGACAUGAAACAACUUAUAACCGAUGAAGAAUCGGACAAGACCAACACUCUUCCAUGGGCCAGUUUCAAUUUCAUCAACUCCAUACUAGGGAGUGGAGUAAUCGGUAUUCCUUAUGCCCUACACGAAGCUGGUUUUGGUUUUGGGCUGUUACUAUUAAUCUUCGUGGCUGUGGUGACAGAUUAUUCCUUGAUUCUGAUGGUCCGAAGCGGUCACAUCAGCGGCAAGUUCUCAUACCAGGGCAUCAUGGAAGCUGCUUUCGGGAGAGCUGGAUAUUACCUUCUAGGAUUACUUCAGUUCGUUUAUCCAUUCAUAGCUAUGGUUUCGUACAAUAUCGUGGUGGGUGACACUGUGACGAAGGUGAUAAUGAGGCUAACAGGUCUGGGCCCGGAUUCCCUAUUUGCAAAAAGGGAGGUCAUCGUUCUCAUAGCCACCAUCUUCAUCGCGAUACCUCUAUGUUUGUACAGGGACGUAGCAAAGUUGGCCAAGAUCUCCUUCUUGAGCUUGAUAUGCAUCGUCUUCAUUCUCCUCUCUAUAUUCGUGAGGAUUGGAUCCAUAAGUAAUAUAGUACCACAACAUCACGAUUCCUGGAGAUUCAUAAACAAAGAUAUAAUUCCUGCAAUCGGCAUAAUGGCAUUCGCAUUCAUGUGCCACCACAACACGUUCUUGAUAUACGGAUCCAUAGCUGAACCAAACCAAAAGAAAUGGGAAAUUGUGACUCAUGCUUCAAUAGCAACCAGUUUGAUUGUGGCUAUUCUGUUUGGAAUUGCCGGAUAUACAACUUUCAAGGCAUAUUCACAAGGGGACCUGCUGGAAAACUACUGUUGGGACGACGAUCUGAUGAACGUCAGCAGGCUACUCUUCAGCGUGCAGAUCCUGCUCACCUAUCCGAUCGAGUGCUUCGUUACCAGAGAGGUGAUAGAGACCUCCCUUUUCGGCAGAGAUCCCAACGUGCCCACUUCCGAAAAGGUGCACUAUCUUCUCACGCUGGGUAUCGUCGCAACCACUUAUGGCAUUUCCAUCACCACGUAUUGUUUGGGAGUUGUUUUGGAAUUGAACGGUGUUUUGGCAGCCGUUCCCCUAGCUUACGUCUUACCAGCAUUGUGCUAUCUCCAACUAGAAGAAGGCUUCAUCUUCUGCAGGAAAAAAUUGCCAGCACUCGGAGUGGUUCUAUUCGGACUCACAGUGGCCAUAUUAGGUGCCGUCUUCCUCAUAAUCGAUUUCGAUCAGAUCGACACUUGCAUCGAAGGGACUGUUAUGGAGUAUUGCAAUACAACUAGUCUUGUUGUGAAUCAAACUAUUAGGGCCUAAAGCUUGAAUGAAUCUGAAUAAUCUAGGUGCUUUUAUGCAUAUUGACAUCGCUAUACAAUGUUGGUUGAAGAGAGAAAUCAUGAGUUCUAUCAAUCUUGGAGAUGUUGAGAACCUAACCUGACGCCUGACGCCAUCUUUGAAAUGAAUAUUUGAUGUCACAUCGGCACAUAUACAGGGU
This is a messenger RNA of Phaedon cochleariae (mustard beetle), 1726 nucleotides long. The record is from the annotation of a GenBank genome assembly. NCBI's taxonomy places the organism in Eukaryota, Metazoa, Arthropoda, Insecta, Coleoptera, Chrysomelidae.